This is a messenger RNA of Aspergillus welwitschiae, 628 nucleotides long. RefSeq lists its product as uncharacterized. The transcript is spliced from 2 exons. Lineage: Eukaryota; Fungi; Ascomycota; Eurotiomycetes; Eurotiales; Aspergillaceae. The record is from RefSeq and is a predicted model, not a curated record. The coding region runs from base 30 to 197 and encodes 55 amino acids.
GGGGGCGUGAUUUGGUGGGUGUCGGUGGGAUGCUGCUGGUGGUGAAGCUAUUCGGGUCCUUCCCUCCAGGUCUAUAUCAUGUCUUCCCGCAUCCGCACCCCAUGAGGCUCUUACCAUACUAUACUGUUCCUUACCUUUUCUUGAUGCUAUUCAUAUUUCAUCCCUCUGUCUCCCAUAUUUUAUUCCUACUUUACUGAAAGUAUGACCGUUCUAAAUCUACAUACAGUCCACUGCACACCAGUUGGUCCCCCGGCCCACCGAUUGCUACUAGUUUCUUCCACUCUCUCCUAGAUGAUACUAUUCUCGAGGCUAUUACUGCGGCUCAUAUGUCACAAAGACGGUUACACUAGUCUGAGUGGUGGAUUAAGAGAAAGCUUCUGCUAACAAAGAUGGAGACGGCUGCCAGUAUCCCUAUAAUUUUCGUUUACCAGCGGCAAAAUCACCCAAUCUACUAACACUGUUCUCCUUCUUUAGUUCGCUUCACAUUCGCAAAUCGUUUCGGCUUCCUGUCGCCUGGAAGACUUUGCCAAAGCAAUAUUGUUCGAAAGAGUCCGCGCGAUCGCUAAAAAAGUGAACCAGUAUGCUAUGAAAACACCCUUGUGUAUAUGCCCUUACACCUACAAAUGAC